AUGUCGCUCUGUCAAAACCGUCUCUCAGAGGAGAGAAAGCAGUGGCGCAAAGACCAUCCCUUCGGCUUCGUCGCAAAACCCGCAAAGAACCCUCAGGGUGGCCUCGAUCUCCAGAAAUGGGAGUGCUCCAUCCCUGGCAAGGAGAAGACCAUGUGGGAGGGCGGCCUCUUCAAGCUUGAGGUCCAGUUCCCUGACGAGUACCCAACCAAACCCCCAAAGUGCAAGUUCAUCCCUCCUCUCUUCCACCCCAACGUCUACCCUUCCGGGACCGUCUGCUUGUCCAUCCUCAACGAAGAGGAAGGCUGGAAGCCCGCCAUCACCAUCAAGGAGAUCCUCCUUGGCAUCCAGUCUCUGCUCAAUGAGCCCAACCCGGAGUCGCCUGCCCAAGCCGAGGCCUACAACCUGUUCCGCAAGGACCGUGCUGCCUACGACAAGAAGAUCAAGCAAGUCGUCAGAGAUAACCCGGCUCCUUGA
Aureobasidium namibiae CBS 147.97 is the source of this 474-nucleotide messenger RNA. RefSeq names its product ubiquitin-conjugating enzyme. NCBI's taxonomy places the organism in Eukaryota, Fungi, Ascomycota, Dothideomycetes, Dothideales, Saccotheciaceae. The record is from RefSeq and is a predicted model, not a curated record. Bases 1 to 474 code for a protein of 157 amino acids. The transcript has 2 exons. Gene Ontology annotation, cellular component: nucleus. Gene Ontology annotation, biological process: protein sumoylation. Gene Ontology annotation, molecular function: SUMO conjugating enzyme activity.